AUGACGUCGUCACGAAUGCUUAUCAUUUGUUUUACAGUAUCAAAUAUAAUAUUUAAUCUAAAUGCGCAAUAUAUUGGCACACCAGAUAUAACAACUAAUAUUACAGCUGUAUUAAAACAUUCACUUGAAUUAAAAUGUGAAUAUAAAGGUGUGGAUGGUAAUGGUCAAUUUGUUGGAUGGUAUAAAGAUGGUGUAGCUGUAAGUACUGAAAAGCCCGGUCAUUAUGCGGUUAUACACAAUGAAACACAUUCAAUUCUUACAAUAAGAAUUUUCGUAAAAUCUGAUUCAGAUGUUAAAGUUUGGCAAGUUAAAACAAACAAAAUGGAUAAUGAAGAACCAAGUCAAUGUCGAUUUGGUCCAAUAUUACUUAAACCAUCACCACAAGGUAUAGAAACAAAUCGACCUAAUGAAAAAAUUGAUUCUACUCAUGGAUCAAUACGUCGUAGUGAAGAUAAAUCAGUUCAUUUAAAAUGUAUUAUUGAACCUAAACAAGAUAAUCCAAAUGAUAUUAAUAUUCAAUGGAAAUUUAGUAAAGAUGGUCAUUCAUUUUCUAGUUUACCGUCAGGAAUUAAUAUAAUAGAUAAUCAAUUAAUCAUUGAAAAAGUUAAAAAAAAUCAUAAUGGUUAUUAUCAUUGUUCACUCAAUGAUGUUUCAUUUACAGUUUUAUUACGUGUUAAAGAUCGAUUAGCAGCACUUUGGCCAUUUAUUGGUAUUGUAAGUGUUGUUCUUGUUCUUGUAAUUAUUAUCUUAAUUUUUGAAAAACGUCAAAAAUCAAACAAGAAAAAUUCUUCAGAUGAUGAUGAACAAGAUCAAGCAAAUGAUCCACUUGUACGAACAACAACAAAUAUGUCAGAAAAUGAUAAUAAAAAACGUGCAGCUAAUGCAUAA
Molecule: messenger RNA, 888 nt
Organism: Rotaria sp. Silwood1
Lineage: Eukaryota; Metazoa; Rotifera; Eurotatoria; Philodinida; Philodinidae
Source: the annotation of a GenBank genome assembly